AUGUCUCAAACAGCAACAUCCCAAAGCGCCACCCUCGUCACCGAAGACGAGGAAGAAAACUGGACUUACACCAGUGACAGAGGGGUCACAAGAUGCUCAUGCUGUGUGAAUCCUUCAUCGCUGCUUGAGCCCAUCGACCUUUCCGAUAGGCACGACACCAGUCUCCUCGAUGAAAACGAAAACACUUUCUGUCUCUGGCCGCUUUUCGGUCCUAUACUGUUCGAAAAUGAGAGUAGCGACUGUAGAGAUCAUUGCGCGAACGAGAGAACGUUCCUAUCGUUCCUUCGCUUGUCCAUUUACAUGGCUAUCGUUUCCGUCGCCAUCGUGCUCUCGUUCCACCUUCGCAAGGCAGCUAGCGAUGUGGAGUUGCGGAUGGCGAAGCCGUUGGGCAUCAUUUUCUGGGGGCUUUCUGUCUCUUGCCUUGGUGUAGGAGUGGCCAAUUAUAUCCAAACCGUGAACAAGUAUAGCCGUAGGGCAGCAAUUGUACAGACAGGUUGGAGAACACAAAUCGUAAGUACAUAG
Messenger RNA from Neurospora tetrasperma FGSC 2508, 522 nucleotides. RefSeq lists its product as uncharacterized. The record is from RefSeq and is a predicted model, not a curated record. NCBI's taxonomy places the organism in Eukaryota, Fungi, Ascomycota, Sordariomycetes, Sordariales, Sordariaceae. The coding region runs from base 1 to 522 and encodes 173 amino acids. The transcript has 3 exons.